Molecule: messenger RNA, 6959 nt
Organism: Erinaceus europaeus (western European hedgehog)
Lineage: Eukaryota; Metazoa; Chordata; Mammalia; Eulipotyphla; Erinaceidae
Gene: WNT5A
Product: Wnt family member 5A
Exons: 5
Coding region: 1389-2531 (380 amino acids)
Biological process (GO): canonical Wnt signaling pathway; neuron differentiation; cell fate commitment
Cellular component (GO): extracellular region
Molecular function (GO): cytokine activity; frizzled binding
Source: RefSeq, a predicted model, not a curated record
CUUUUUUUUUUUUUCUCCACUCUGAGAAAAGAGAAACUCGGAGAAAGGGAGGGGGAGAGGGAGGUAGUUGGCCUGGAGGGCCCAGAGUGGGGGGACGCGGUCCCCGCGGUCGGUCAGUCUGUCUGCGGGGUGCAGGAACGCUUGGAGGACCGCUGCGAGCUCCCAGGCGCCGCCUCCGCCGCCCGCCCGCCCGAAGUCUGUCCCGCGCAGCUGCCCCGCGAGCGCCUGUCGCCGCCGCCGCCCGCCCGCCCGCCCCUGGGCUCCAAACCCGGAGCCGGGCUGCCGCGUCGGAGCCCAGCCACCGCCUCCGAGCCCCGAGAGCCUGCGGUCCGCCCCGGCCCGGGUGCGCCCGCGCAAGGCGGGUAAAGAGAAGGGGAUCAACCCGACGAGACAAACAAGGGGUUCGGGAGACGCGAUCCAGUGUCUCCCCCCUCCACUGAGCAGCCUUGCCCGCAGCCCCGCGAUCCCUCUUGCGCGACAGAACGUGCGCAGAGGACCCGAUCCCUUUCACCUCUCCCCCUACCCUAAUUUCUGCCCAAACCCUAAAAUGAAAGGACAAAUGUUGGCGCUGACUCGGGCAGCUCGGACGGUGACCAGUGCGUUCCCAGCGGCGUCUCCCGGAGGAAGAGCCCCGCGCGCCUGAUCGUGUGGCGGCACCGGAGCUGCAACGGGUGUGUAUGUGCCCGGCGGGGGCCUGCGCGCGUCCAGGGGCUGCUACACACCCACAGGCGGCGGCCGCGGGAGCCGCGCUGGGAUCCAGACGCGGAGAGGAGGAGCCGGUGCUCAGGAGGCGUGAGCCGCCUGGAGCCUGCAGAACCCGCCGUGUGAAUGAACUGGGGGGCACCUGGGCACAGGGAGAGCCCCUCCCCACCCCUAUCCACCCCCGGGCCAGAGUUGAGCUGUGCCCCCCCCUUCACUCUCGUAAGGAAUUUUUUUUCUUUUAUUAUUUGUUGUAAAGUCUUUUGCACAAUCACGCCCACAUUUGGGGUUGGAAAGCCCUAAUUAUCGCCGUCGCUGAUGGACGUUGGAGAGGGAGCGCCUCGCCGCCUUAUAGUCGCCUGCGCGCCCUCGCUGGACCCGCGGCUCCUAGCUCGCGCCCGGCCCAGGCCCCGCCGCCACCGCCGGCCCGCGGGCCCCCGAGCCCCCUCGGCCCCCAGAGCAUCCCGGCGACGCUGCGCCGGCCCCAGAGCCCAGAGCCCGCUGCCAGUACCCGCCUCGCCCUGGGCUCCCCGCGCCCGACCCGCGCGCCCCGGAGGAGCUCACAGCGUUGCGCCAGAGAGCUUCCCCAGGCGUAGCCCCGCUACUCCGCUCGGAUUCCGCGGCGGCCCUCUCUCGCUCGCUGGCUCGCUGGGGAGGCGACUUCCUCCCCGCACCCCCUCCCCCUCGCCAUGAAGAAGUUCAUUGGAAUAUUAAGCCCAGGAGUCGCUUUGGGGACAGCUGGAGGUGCCAUGUCUUCCAAGUUCUUCCUAAUGGCUUUGGCCAUAUUUUUCUCCUUCGCCCAUGUUUUAAUAGAAGCCAACUCUUGGUGGUCCCUAGGUAUGAAUAACCCUGUUCAGAUGUCAGAAGUAUAUAUCAUAGGAGCACAGCCUCUCUGCAGCCAGCUGGCAGGACUUUCUCAAGGACAGAAGAAGCUGUGCCACUUGUAUCAGGACCACAUGCAGUACAUCGGGGAAGGUGCGAAGACGGGUAUCAAGGAGUGUCAGUAUCAAUUCCGGCAUCGGAGAUGGAACUGCAGCACAGUGGACAACACCUCCGUUUUUGGCAGGGUUAUGCAAAUAGGUAGCCGUGAGACGGCCUUCACCUACGCGGUGAGUGCGGCUGGGGUGGUGAACGCCAUGAGCAGAGCAUGCCGCGAGGGCGAGCUGUCCACCUGCGGUUGCAGCCGCGCUGCGCGCCCCAAGGACCUGCCGCGGGACUGGCUGUGGGGCGGCUGUGGCGACAACAUCGACUACGGCUACCGCUUUGCCAAGGAGUUCGUGGACGCGCGCGAGCGGGAGCGCAUCCACGCCAAGGGCUCCUACGAGAGCGCGCGCAUCCUCAUGAACCUGCACAACAAUGAGGCGGGCCGCAGGACGGUGUACAACCUGGCAGAUGUGGCUUGUAAGUGCCACGGGGUAUCCGGUUCGUGCAGCCUCAAGACAUGCUGGCUGCAGCUGGCAGACUUCCGGAAGGUGGGUGAUGCCCUGAAGGAGAAGUAUGACAGUGCAGCUGCCAUGCGACUCAACAGCCGGGGCAAGCUGGUGCAGGUCAACAGCCGCUUCAACUCGCCCACCACACAGGACCUGGUCUACAUCGACCCAAGCCCAGACUACUGUGUGCGCAACGAGAGCACCGGCUCACUGGGCACACAGGGCCGCCUGUGCAACAAGACAUCAGAGGGCAUGGAUGGCUGUGAGCUCAUGUGCUGUGGGCGUGGCUAUGACCAGUUCAAGACGGUGCAGACAGAGCGCUGCCACUGCAAAUUCCACUGGUGCUGCUACGUCAAAUGCAAGAAAUGUACCGAGAUCGUGGAUCAGUUUGUGUGCAAGUAGGGGCUGCCGAGCCUCCUGCCUGCCACCCAGCCCCGCUCCCAGGACCCACUUAUUUAUAGAAAGUACAGUGAUAUUUUUUUGUUAAUAUUUUUUCCUCCCCAAGAAUUGCAACCAGAACCAUUUCCCCCCUAUUCUCAUCUAAGAACUCUGUGGUUUAUUAUUAAUAUUAUAAUUAUUGUUUGGCACUAGCAGGGGGCGGGGACCAAGACAAAUAUUUAUUGUGUGCAUCUUUGGAAAGGUAAGAUGAGGCAUAUUUUGAUGGGAAGGGAAGAAGGGACCUGAUACAUAACCUAACUUAAUUUGUGUGCACAUUUGGGAGAGAUGUUUGCUUUUUCUCAACUGUGGAGUCAUGGGACUGGUAGCAUGCAGCUAGUAGAGGAUGGAACAAAUCUAUGCACAGUUCAGCUUCUGUAACCUAUGUUAACUGUAACUGCUCUGGUGGGAGUUGAAACAUCUUGAGUUGAGAAAAAAAUUGAGAAAGAGACAGACAGACAGACACACACACACACACACACACACACACACACACACACAUAUACAUACACACACUCCCUGGCACAGGGACUGCCAACCCCUAAGCAUGAAUGGUAACUUAAAAUCUUAGCAUGGGAAUCUCAUACCCAGCAGAAGUGACGUAUCACCCAUGUCUCCUACUUCUCACAAAUUUCCAUCUGCAGAUAGUUCUAUUCCAAUUGCUGCUGAAACUUGGGGAACAGAGAAGUGCCCAGGAAUGAAAAAGAAACAUUCAACUCUUCUUCUAUUAGGACAGUGCGUAGAAAGCUGUUGUUAGACUUUGAUUUUCAGAUAUUAGAAAAGGACACCAGAAUACAUCUAGAUGAUUAGAGUUUAUGUUAGUAGGGGAGCUGGGGAGGUUGGCUUCAUAUAUAUAUAUGCAAUGAAAAUAGGCUGUAUUUUUUCUUGGUGACCCUUGGAGAAUAAAUGCUAACACUGAAUAGAGUACUGAAUCCCAUGCACAGCUCCUCAGUCAAAACAGCAAGGCAAGUGCAUUCUAGUCAGCACCGCAUCAGAGCAGCAAACUAAUUUCAAGGAUAAAAAUGAAAUCUGCCUUCCCUCCCACUUGACCCCAGGCCCUCUCUGCUUCCUUCACACAGUGCUGCUGGCCCCAGAUUCCAAACAGCAGCUCCAGUAGUCCUUUGACUGCAAGACAGGAAAUGAAAUGUUAGGAGCUCCACUUGGAAAAUGGUUCAUUCCUUAGGGACUUCUCUCCCCCCCGCCCCCGCCUUUUUAUUUUGAGGCACAAUAGUAUGAUGUUCCAAUGACACGACUUGGCCAGUGGAGUUAACACAGAGGUGUUGCAGCAUUCCACUGUUAUGAUCCUGUGUUCUGACUAUCUGCUUUUCCCUAGUAUACUGCAGGUAUACCCUCAAACUGUUCCCAGUGUACUUGAACAGUUGCAUUUAUAAGGGGGGAAAUGUGGUUUAAUGGUGCCUGAUAUCUCAGUCUCUUGUAUAUAACAUAUAUGUAUACAUAUAUAUAUAAUAUAAAUAUAAAUGUAACUAUAUCUCAGUGCAGCCAGUGAUUUAGAUUUACAGUUUACUGGGGGGGGGUAGUUCUUGGUCUAGAGCAUCUUUGGUCAUUAUUGCAAUCCAACUGGAAAAAUUUUUCCAGAAAACUUCUGGGUUGAGCUUGGGCUGUGGCCCCAGGGCUGUCAUAUCUUGAAGCACCUUGUUUCUGAUUAUCUAGAAGGUCUUACUCAAUGAUAAGCAUUUUGGUUUGACGAUUUCCUUACCUUGUUGUCCCCCCUGCCCCCCACCCAGCCUCUGUCCUAUACACUUUCUGGAGGGGGCAUUAUUGAUUCCAUGAGACGUGAGAAGGAAGAGAAUUCAGAACUCAGGAGCAUCAUUCAAAUGCCCCAUAAUCCAUCUAACAGGCUAGAAAUCCAGAUGAAGACAUAAUAUAGCUAAUUUAAAAUUUUUUCUAAACAAGGACACCUCUUUCUAGAAAGCACCAUCCAAAUGUGUUCCUAUCUCAGACUUGUGUUGUUUUUAGAGGUUUGAAAAGGUACAUAUCUCUUGUAACCCUCCUAGACUUGGUGGCCUCCUCUCACCUUAGCCACUGCUGGCUCUUUAACUUAUUGCACAAGGAUAUUCAUCCCCCAUCGGUUGCAGUAAAUUGCAGGCAAGCGAGGAUCUUGAACUUAAAAAGCACUAAUUAGUUUAAAAUGUCACUUUUUUGGUUUUUAUUAUACAAAAACCAUGAAGUAUUUUUUUCUUUAUUUUACUAGACUAGAUUUCAUUUCUUUCUUAGUGAUCCAUGUUUAUGAAGAGAGUUGAGUUUAACAAUCCUAGUUUUUAAAAGAAAACUAUUUAAUGUAAAAUAUUCUACUUGUCAUUCAGAUAUUAUGUAUAUCUCCUAUGGUUUUUAUCCUGUACUUUUAAUGUACAUAUUUCUGUCUUGCGUGAUUUGUAUAUUUCACUGGUUAAGAAAACAAACAUUGAAAGGCAUAUGCCAAAUGGAAGAUAGAAUAUAAAAUAAAACAUUACUUGUAUGUUGGUAAGUGGUUUCAGUUGUCCUUCAGAAACUUCAUGUGGAGAUUUCUUUAGAAGCCAUGAGGGGUAGUGUAGGGUGACUACAUGUCAGAGUAAUAGAAGGAAGGAGAACUUUACCAAAACCAAACCAUUUGAAAGCUUCAAAAUUUUUCUAAAUGUAACAAUAAGAAAAGAAUUCUCUUUUCCUAUAUAUGUCCUAUGAAGAAAGAGAGAGAGAAAGAAAAAAAGAAAGGAAGAAAGAAAAUCAAACAGAUGGCUUAAAGCUGGUUAGUGGAUUGCUCACAUUCUUUUAGCAUUAUGCAUGUAACUUAAUUGUGUUUAGAAUGUGUUGCUGUUGUAACAGCUCAGAGAAGAACCGAAAAGCCCUGUGCUUUUUUCUUUGACCUGAAUUUUAGCCCCCCCCAAAAAAUUCUAUUUGCAUUUACCAUUGUGAUGCUUCUUCAGUUAAAGUUACUGUGGAUGAAGAGUUUCUAUAUCCUUUGAAAGCAGUUUUUAUGGAAAGUGAGCCUCACUAUGCAGAGACUGAAAACUCAUCAGAAACCCAAAGUUCACUGUGUUAAGUGCAAUUAAUAUGAGUUCUGUGCUCUCCUAAAGCAUAUACCCAAAUCUGGUCUGUGUAGAUGGAUAUUAGCUUUCUGCUUUUUUUUUUUUCCUGGAUAACCUUGUAACAUAUUGAAACCCUUUAAGGAUACCAAAAAUGCAUUAUUACACACACACACACACACACACACACACACACACACACACAAAGACCAACAUAUAGAGUGUUUAAAAUAGCAAUUUUGGGCAAAUUCAAACAUUUGUGGUUCUAGGCCUCACAUCUGUUUCAGUUUUUCCUUAGUUGUAUAUUGACCAGUGUUCUUUAUUGCAAAAACAUAUACUCAAUUUAGGAACAUCAGCAUUUUUUUGUCCUUUUCAUCCUGGAGUGCCUUCAAGAUCUUCCCAAUACAGGAAAAUCAGCAGCAACAACAACACAUCCAUAUCUCUGUACAUAGAGCCACACUCAAAAUUGUAAUUAUGGGCGCAAGUGAAAGGAAGACUUUUACAUUUUGGUCCAGUUUAUCUUUUUAGUUCUCUGACCUCCUGGGCCUGGCAGUGUAUAUGUUUUUGUUGUCUGCUGAAAACCUUUUCUCAUAAGAUUUUGCCAAUACCGUUUUUGUUUGUUUUUGCAAAAUACCAGUCAAGCCGUUUGCUUAUCAAUUAGGACACUAGCAGGACAAGUAUUCCAAAUAGCUGAGUGGUACUGACUAGCUCCAAGAAAUCACUAGUGGAUAAAAGGCUCUAAAGACUGAGUAGUCUACAAUAUAAAUAUAUAGAGAGAUAGGAAGGGUACUUAGAACUUGAAAUAUAUAUAUGUGUGUAUAUAUACAUAUAAUACAAUUUAUGCAUCAAAGCAUAGAUCUAACAUACUGCAUUAUCAUUGUAAAGUAUACUUUUAAAAUAUUUAUUUUUCUAUAAAAAGUAUUUCUUAGCUUCUUCUGUAUGUAAUGGUGAAUACCAAAUGCCGUAUUUUGAAAGCAAGGUGAUAAAAUGAUGUUUUUAUAGAGAAAAAACUCAAUAGUGUAAAAAUUAAAACCUAGUAAAGGGAUUCUAAUUUAUCCAAUUAUACAAAUUUUACACUUAAAUAUAAUAGUUGGGUAAUAUUUUAUUUUGGCUAAACAUCUUACUAGUGAAAUUUAAGACAUGAGUGUAAAUUUAUUACAGUUUUAUGUGAUUCUUUAAAACAAAAACAUCAGUUUGGAUCUAGAAGAUUAAAAAGCUGUCUGGUAUUUUAAAGGUCAAAAAGGAACAAGGAAAAGUGCAUCUUGGACCAGUUUUAUAUGUAGUAGAAAAUUUGCUGGGCUAGAAAUGAGAUAAAGAGUAUUUAUUUUUUGUUCAUACCUUGUACUUUUCUAUUAAAGUUGUUUUUUGAAAUUGA